Molecule: messenger RNA, 9311 nt
Organism: Mya arenaria
Lineage: Eukaryota; Metazoa; Mollusca; Bivalvia; Myida; Myidae
Product: adhesion G protein-coupled receptor A3-like
Exons: 19
Coding region: 461-5488 (1675 amino acids)
Biological process (GO): cell surface receptor signaling pathway; G protein-coupled receptor signaling pathway
Cellular component (GO): plasma membrane
Molecular function (GO): protein binding; G protein-coupled receptor activity
Source: RefSeq, a predicted model, not a curated record
CCAAGAUGGAGACCGAAGUCAAUUAGCGAAAGGAAUAUCAGUGAAUUUGACCGAAUCUUGGAUUUAUUCGAGAAAAACAGGAAGUGAUACGAAUUCAACACACGUGGUUAUUCGCAAUGGAUAUAACUACAAUAAUUAAAAUGUGACAGCGUGCUCAUUGUUUUGCCUACUGUACUGAAUUUGUUUGAAAAUUGGAAUGAUAAGUAACCUGUGUUUUGGUGCUUUGUAUUGUAUCUUCGGGUGCAGAUGAGUCGUGUUUUAUAAAUGUCGAACUUAGACUAAGAUAAUCAUGUAACACAUAUCUUAUUUGCCUAGAAUAAUGAUGAGACUAUUUAUAUGUAUGGAAAUGUGCACGUAAACAUUAAAAAUGUAGGAAUAUACAUCAAAGACAAUGAAAUUAUGAGUAAUGUAAUUUUCUUUUUACAUGCAUUACAUUUUCUUAAAUGACAGGUAUGAUUAGAUGACAAAAAUGAGACUAUUGCAGAUCUGUGUAUCGUACACAUUUCUGUCAGUCUUCUUCUUCCAACUUCAAAAAUAUGAAGCAAAUGCGUGCUCCCUUGGUUGCACGUGCACAACCAUCCCUGCACGUGAUGGGGAUGCGGUUGAUGAAGAUGAUGAGGGUGGGGAUGUGACAGGAGAUAAUGUGGGUGAUGAGGGUGAGCUUACCUUGCCCCAGGCACCAAGAGGACGAAAAGUAUCCUGCUCAAACAAUCCCUACCCAUUUACAUCCAUAGAAGAAGUUCGAACGGCAAUUACAAUACCUUUGGAUACCAUUUACUUGGACCUGAGCAAGAAUGAGAUCGCCAUAGUGAGAAAAGGCAGCUUCAGUUCCCUGUCAUACCUUCAAAGACUAGACCUGAGCGAAAACAAGAUCAGCCUGAUAGAGCCAGGAGCCUUCCAGGGCCUGACACAGCUCACCAGACUGGACCUGUCCCACAAUAAGCUGGGGAGUGUGAACGGGAGUAUCUUCCAGGGCCUCACAAGUCUGCAGAAACUAGUUCUCUCCAACAACAAGUUGAAUACAGUGCCAGAUGGGACUUUCAAUGACUUGCCUGCCCUCAGAAGAAUAGAUGUUCAGUCCGAGUACCUCCGCUGUGACUGCCAUCUUGCCUGGAUCGUUAAAUGGAGCAAGGAUCGGAAAGUGAAGAUUCGCUCCAGCACAACAUGCGCUGUACCAAGGGAACUGAAUGGUGUCGCUUUGAAAAAGUUGAAGAAGAAGGACCUGCAUUGUGAUCGCCCACUUGAAUUGUCCCUGUUCGAGAUCAUGCCAGGAAUUGACCAGAUUGUCUUUGAAGGUGAUAAAAUCCCGUUUGAUUGCCAAGCCUCCAUUGUCGACCCCAAAACUGAGAUGUUCUGGCUUCGUGAUGGCGCGGUGGUUCAGACAAACAGGUCUCGGGGAGUGUUCAUCCACACUCGUAAGUCGCCCGAUAAUUCCGUCAUGAUGCACUCAAUGGUUUUGGAGAAUCUCAAGAGUCCAAACAGUGGGGAGUGGAUUUGUCUGGUCUCUACACCUCAGGGUAAUGUAACAAAAACAGUCACACUGGUUGUAAUAGACAGCGACGCCCCACAGUGUGAAAUGAACACUACUAAGACCAACAAGGGGGUGUACGUGUGGAAGGAAUCGGUUGCCGGGAUAACGAAAGAGUUGCCAUGUAAACUGGGAGAGGGCAAGGUCACUCAUAUGUGUGAUAAGAAUGGUCGCUGGACGAGCCUGAACCUGUCACAGUGUGAUUUCACAAAUGAGCUGACAAGAAAACUACAAACAUUGGCAAAGGACACCAACUCCUCGAAGAUCCUGAGUGAUGCCCGUAACUUGGAGCGCCUGGUAUCAGCCCCUUUCAGAAAUGCAGAGGACCCUUUGUCUACAAUCAACCCAGAGUAUGUGGAUCUUGCCUCGUUGGCCAUUCACCGACUCAGUCAGCAUGCAGCCAUAGGGGAUGAGAUUGUGAAGUCAGUGCUGCUCAGUGCCAGUCGGAUCAUGAACAUCAGCGAGGAUAUUCUGACUGAGGCUCAAAGACAGCGCCACUCUCUUAGCAGGAUUUCCAAAGCAGUAGAAAGCAUCCCUCAGCAAAUGGCUGAUAAGCCUAAGUAUAGCCAAUCCACUGGGUUAAUUGUCAUGGAAACCAGGUCGUUUCAACGGCAACAGUUUACAGGCAUUCAGUGUUCAAGACUGGACCUAAAACUCGACACAACGGUGCAUAAGAUGGUUCAAAGUCCGACAGGAUUUGUGUUCGUCUGCGCUGAGCUGGCUGAUAGUGCUGAUCGCUACUCGUUUAUUAGACUGGAUCCCUUGACGUCCAUCCUUGUGCAGAAGUCGGUGAUACAUCCACCAGUUGUCUCCCCUAGUGAAGAGGACGGCAAUGUUACCGUGACAACCACACAAGCCCCGACAAACAGUCAGCUAACAUUUCAAUUCAUCUGGUACGGAAAUGCAAACCUGUUUCCAAUAACGGCACGAAGCCACGAUGAUCCAAUAUUGAGGGGAAAAUCGUGGAAAGUCAUCUCCGCAGUGUUGUCUGUUUCACUGUCUGAGCCAGUGGUGAAUUUGACUGACCCCAUAGAGCUGGUGUUUGAGGUCCAGGUCACUGACAAACCUCUUGUAGCUGCCUAUUGGGACUACUCUGCCAAUGGCGGUAGUGGUGACUGGCGUACCGAUGGCUGUGACAUCAUAGAGAAGACUCCAGCCCUUGUUACCGUCCAUUGUGACCAUCUCACCGCUUUUGCCAUACUGGAGGACGAGAGUCUGGUGGCUGCCAGCAUGUUCCAGAUGAUGGCGAUCGCGGUGUACAUCGGCAGCUGUGUGUGCCUCCUCUGUCUUAUGGCAGUCUUCAUCACCUACGUCUCGUGCUUCAGGUUUUUAAGUGUGCCUCGUAAGAUGAAGCACUCGGUGAUUAACAUCUGCCUGUCCCUGUUAUUGCUGAUCAUUGGUUUCACAAUGGGGGUACAGCGGACGGACCAUUUGAGGGCAUGCCAAGUUGUCGGCAUUGUUCUUCAUUAUCUCUCCCUGGUGGUGCUGUUCUGGUUUACUGUUACUGCAAGCAACAUGCUGAAGAAGUUUCGUAAGACAGAGAAACCACCCCCACCACCUAUAGACCUCCCGAUGCCCCUACCCCCAAAACCAAUUAUCCGGUUCUAUCUUCUGGCCUGGGGCGUGCCAACUAUCAUCUGUGGGAUCACCGCAGCCAUCAGCUUUGAUUUCUACACAGAACCAGAGUACUGUUUCCUUGACUGGCAGCCAAGUCUGGGAGCGUUCUUUGGGCCGGUUGUGUUCUUACUUCUCUUGAACGUGAUUUUCUAUCUGCGUAUAGCGUGCAUCAUACGCAGCUCCACAGGCCCGCUCGUGAAUAUGGAGGAGACCCAGGAACUACAGAGCAAUGAUAUAGAAAUGACUCAUAACCAUGAUAGGAUCGAGACGGCCUCGUUGAGGUCCGAUAUGAGUACUAAAUCGUCUGUUUCAAGCGUUAUGGAUUCCGAGCGUCGGCCUGUCACGCAGUUGCGUGCCUUAGCGUUGUGUCUAAUUUUAUUUGUGUUUACAUGGCUGUUUGGUGCUAUAACUGUUGCUAAGCCAUUUACUUUUAUGCCUUAUCAGGAUAUUAUUUUUAGCUACCUUUAUGGGGUGUUUUGUGCAAUCCUUGGAUUAUUUAUGCUGAUUUUCUUCUGCUUAACUCGAAAAGAUUCGCUGUCAAGUUGGAAGCGUUUCUUCCUGUGUGAGCAACACCAUGUUUACAAUGCAAAUCCAGUUAUGGAAGCAUGUGAGCCACAGGCGAAUGGCCAUGUAAAUACUGGGAGUGGCUCUGAAAUAUCAAAAAUAAAUUCUGUUGUUGUGACGAACCAUGUUAAUCAUGUGAAAAAGAGUGACGAUGAAAUGUCUUCAAUUGUUCUAGUCCCAUCGAAACCAACCUCAGAUGUCAAUAGUUCUGCAAAUAAUAGUUUAAAUGAAGCUGCUGCCAGUUUUUAUAAUCCCAAACAAAAUGGUGUGGCAAAAAAGUUUUGGGACAAGAAAAAUAAGCAUAAUUCAAAAUUGCUUACAAAAGAAAUGACUAAAAGUUUGAAUAUUCAUGCAUCGGAGAGUGAAUUUUCUGGCUCUGAGCAGCCAAGAGGACAGAGUCUAGGUUACAGCAGUGAUGGCAACACAAUUAAUAAGCCAAAGAAACUGAACCUCGAUCUACAGAUUCACCGCCCUGCAGGGUGUGAGUCAGACAAUACUAGUGCUAUAUCCCCUGUUCAGCCCCAGUCGCCUCCCAGUUAUACUGCUGCCAUGACAACAAGCACCCCUAGUGCACCCCCGUUUAGUCACAUGGUCAACCUGCAUGGUCAAGAAAACAGAGUCGGUAGUCCUAGUGCUAUGCAGAAUGGGAGUAUUCCUGCUAAUGUUUACCAUGCUCGAAGCAACAGUUCUUCAUCGCUAGGAAAACGAGUACAGGGUAGUGCAUUUGCGGUGGUGCCACCUCGAAACAACACAUUACCCAAGCAGGGUAAGCUUUCAUUGCCUUCAAGUCCAGAGCGAGAGAUGCCAGAUAAUACGGUUUCGGUGCCCAGCUCUGUGGCAAGACUAGGUGACUUUGAUGGAUCAAGUCAGGUCAGUAGUUCGUACAGUCAUGAGCGUGUGAGAUCGCCCCAUCCUGGUGACCCGCAAUACAUGGCUGGAUACACCAGCCCGCCAGACGGGGCUUUCUACAAGCAGUAUGGACCUAUUGAUGAGAGGGCUGUUGGAUCGCCUACCCAGUCACAUAACUCCCAUCGCAACAGAACAAACUCAGGGGGCUAUGGCUCCGAUAACAGCAAUCGUCAAAGGAAACAAAUGGAAAAUAACUUUUUGCAGCAGGUUGAACAAAGAAUACCUCAGGGUAGUGCUAUGAACAGUCCGUAUAGCCCUAAACCAGUGAACGCCAAUCAUCUACAUGUUAAUUCUGCCGGGAACGGCGUUACUAACCACAACCAUGUGACACACAAGCCUCCAAUUUCUCCGGUAUCGGACAGUGAUAAUAACGGUAGUCAUAAGACCUUCCCAGAUUCAGACAGUCAGGUUCACUAUAAUAAUAAGAAGCCUCCGGCUCGAUAUAAUGACUCCGAUCAUAAUUCUGAACCAGCCUCUCAGUCACAAAAAAUGGUUCGGUCACGCGAUACCCAUAAACACUCCAAACAUGGCCUGAAAAAACAGCGAUCUUUGGAUUGGGAUGAACAAUUUAAAGAGCCUAAGAGCCCUAGUCAGUCUGUGCCGUAUGCUUAUGUUAAUCACAAUUAUACAGAACGAGUGCUACAAAAACUCAAUAACAUGGCUGUGACCGAACACAUUGACCCUAAAAGUAAAGCGUUCUGGGUGCCGCGAUCUUCGCGGAGUUAUAAUCAGCUUGUUCAGCAGGAACACGCUCGUAUGUGCGAGGACAGCACAACGUCGAGCUCGGACGAUGAUGACAGUCUGGAUAAUAUUUGGGUGCUAAAGAAAGAGAAAAGGGCAAAAAAGAAUAAAAAGGAAACCAGUGUAUAAACUUUGUGUUUGUGGUAUAACAUUUAUGUAUUAUUUAAUUAAUGCCAAAUAUAUGUAAAUACUACGUAGAUAUGAUUUUUAUAUGAGAAGUAAUAUAGUUUCUAGAUAUUAGCACCAAGUUCAGAUAAAAGUUCAAAACUUGUAAUUGUUCAGUGGAAACUUUUAUGUAUGCAUGUUGCUGUUUUAAUAAUACAAGUUCGUAGAAGACCAUUUUUAAUUUCUAACAUAUACAACACACAUUUUUACACCAUUUUCAUUUGAGAUUUUUACAAUACAUUUGUUUAUGGUAAUUUUCAUUGAUCUACAAAAGUGAACUGUUAACCUUUUACAUGUUAUGUUACAUGUUAUUUUUAAUAACAGUAGUGUUGUGAAUGUUCUUGUUUUGUCUUAAAGUAAGCUUUUACACUUACUCGAUUGCCAUUUCAAUUCUUUAUACACCUUUGCUGAUAUUCAUUCAAGCCGAAUUCAAGUCGAAUUUAUGAAAACAAAUAUCAUGUUGAUGAUACAUGUAUAUAUGAGUUUCUGACUUUCAAAGCCGUCAUUCAGACAUUAAUCACCAUCAUUCAUAUCACACAGAAGGCCAAGAAAAUUUGCUAUUUUGUUUAACAGGCACGUUUGAAAAACAACAACAUUGUACAUGUCAUUACGCACCUUUUAGGACUUUUUUGAUAGUUCUUGUUUUGUUUUUUAAUUUUAAUUAAAAUUUUCUCAUGAAAAAAAAGUUAGAACAAAAAUUAUUUAUUUCAGACGUUAUUAACAAAAAAAUUAUUAACAAUUGGUGAGUUCGUUCUAGUGGUAAAGUGUCUACCUCUAACCCAAGUGGUUUUGAGCAGACUUUUAAUGGACGCCAGUGUUACUUCUAGUUUUAAUCCAGGAAAGAGACACAAUAGCGGUCAAAAACUGUCACUGGCUUUCAUCACAAGCAGUCUUGAAACUAUUAAACUUGACACUGCAGUAUGAAGUUUUGACCUGAAGGCCUUGAUCGGAAAAGUAAGAUAUUCUCACUACAGUCUUCUCUUUACAUUGCAGAUAUAAUACACCGAAUGACAUUAUAGUGGAAAUAUUGUGAUUAAGGCCUUUUGGCUGAAACAUCAAGAGUUAUAAACUUAAUGUUGUGUACAGAAUUAAUCCCUGAUGAAUAAUUACAGAGAUGCAAAAUAUUAGUUUGAAUAAUAUUUUCCUUAAUUGUUUUUGUUUUGCCAUAAAUGUUUCAUAUGGUUGAAUCAAGUUUUUAUAAAUAAAUUUGCACUUUGAAUAUUGGCUUUUAAUGACUGAAGCUGUUUUAUUGAUCUGUGGCCUUUGAUUCUCUCGCUGCUGAAAGUAAACACUCUGUUAUAUUGAAAAUUUAUUCGUUAAGGUUUACAAUCCAUCAUUAGGGUGCAAAGAUGUUUUAGUGCAUUUAAGAUAUUGACAACGAGAUCAAUUAUCAAUUAUAUCUUUAGUAUAUAUUUAUCAAUCAUUAUAUUAUUUUUGGAUGGAUGAAACUUUUGAUUAACACAAUAAUUAUGCUACUGUUACUGCUAUAUGAUUCAAUAUAUUAAAGGGAGGUAAUGAAACUAUAAUAUAUAUUUAUUUUACUAUGAUUAUAUUGCAAUUUUAUUAAUUUGUUUCUUAAAUAGUGUAAUGCCUAUAUAAAAAAGCUCUUGGUGAAAACUGUAAAAAAAUUCAAACCUAAUAUUUUGUAACUUUUUAAAUAAAACUUGACGGUAGCAAUUGUUUUCAGCCAUUAUGCAUCCAUUUUAGGGCAUAGGUAGACCCUUGUAAAGUCAAAAAAACAUUUUUUUGUAUAAAUGAUGGACGGCUUACCUUAACUAUUAAAAUAUAAUUUAAUUUCUUAUUGGUAGGGGCAUUUUUUAUACAUUGAGUGCUUUUUGAAGUAGGAAUUUGAAGAGCAGUUCGGAAAUAUUUUAUAUCAUGCAAAUUGAUGUUUUUUUGUAUUUUGAAGGGACUCUGUCAUAUUGUAAAUUAUCACGCAGUGAAAAUCAAACACAGAAUUAAAGCUGUUUCGAUGGCAACAAAUUUUGUAAAAUAAAAGCUAUUUAGUUAGGCCAUUAGAAAAUAUUUUUUGCUUGGAUUUACAGAAUUCUGUUCAAAUGAAUCAAUUUAAACAAACAAAAAAUACCUUCCAACAUUUCAUCUGUGAGUUAGACCCUUUAACAUUACACUAAUGAAAGUGCAAACUUGCCUAGAAUAUCUUUGGAUUUUACAUGUUAUAAUUAUGAUCUUAUAUUUUUAUGGUAAACUUGCAAAAACUAGCUUGGGCUUUUACGAUGCCAUACGGUAAUUAUGACCUGUUUUUUAUGGUAAACUUGCAAAAACUAGCUUGGGCUUUUGUGAUGUUAUAAAUAUGAUCUUAUAUUUUCAAUAAUUAUAAAGACUUUUUUUAAUAUUAACCAUUUUGAUGACAAAUUUUAUACUCACAAUUGUUCUUAAAAAACUUGAACUUAAACAUUGAAUUUAACAAUUUACUAUGUACUAUGUAUUCACCUUUGAUUAAAUUAAUCUAAAACUGUGUUCCAAAACUAGUGUUUAGCAUUGGAAAUGUGCUUGCUUACUGCUUACUUAAAGAUGUGGUUUAAAAAAAAUUAUUUGAUACUAUUAGGGAAUGAUUUUCAUUUUCACCCUCUCACAAUCUGAGAGAAUUAUUUUAUCUUUAAAUCAAAAUUUAUUAGCCAUGAAAAAUUGUAUUAACCCAUUAUUAUGCUAAGGGCACUUGAGACAUCUGAGACCUAUUCCAAGUUUACAUAUUAAAACUUAAACACAUGAUUCCUUCCUUUUGGCAAUAUUGCUGCUAAUGUUUAAAUUAAGGUAUUGUAUUUGAAUAUAAAUUCAUUGUGUUCAUUUGAAGUGAAAAACAGAAGCUGUUCUUAUAAGCUUAGAUUUUGUUCAUGUUCAUGAAAGUAUUGCACUUUUGAUGAACCUGGGUUAGCAAUAUUAAACAAAACAUUAAGAUAUUUUCGUAUAGAUAUAAAAUAUAAUUUGAUAUGUUUUUAUUAAGUUCUAUUUCCGUUCAUUUGUAUAAAUAUGCAUAUAAAUGUAAUAUAUGUGCAGUAUACAAAUAGAUCUGACUGAUUUUCAUGAAUUUUUAUCAUUUGUACAUUGAUUGUAUAUUUUUGUGUGUGUUUUUUUUUUCAGUUGACAUUUUUUGCCAUAAAAUUGUCAGAUAAAAAGCUGCAUGUGCCAAACCUUUGAAACAAGAACAAUUGUGUACAUUUACGCGUUUUUGCUUUUUUAUCAAUAUUACAAAACCUAUCUCAAAAUAAUGAUUUUAAUAUAAUAUCAUUUUCUGCAUUUUUUAUCAAUUUUUUUUUUUUAUAUCAUAUAGUAAAGUAUCUGUUACUCAUAAGCAAAGUUAACACUCCUGGGGUGAUAUUCAUAAAGUCAUUUCCUUAAACUUAAUCUCUUUAGUCAUAUGAAAUAAAAAAAUUAAAGAAUUUCAAAAAUGCAUUAUUUUCAUUGACCUUAUCGAAAAAAUACUUUAAUGUUAAAAACACUUUAAUUCUUUUAAUUUGACUAUAUUUUUUUUUUAAAUUGACUCAAGUUAGGUAAUCACUUAAGGUGCUUUAUGAAUAUAGCCUUCAAUUCAUAAAUAUGGUCUUGUAUGGAAUUAUUUGGGCAUAUUAUUGUUCAGCCACCAGUAUAUAAUUAUUAAAUCAAUAGUUGGUUUGAUGUAAAUAUUUUUUUCAGCAGUAAUAUAAAUGUAGAAAUUCUGUUCUGUGACCGUUUAUUGUAAUGCCAGAAUCCGCAUUAUGUUGCAUUAGUCGAAAGAUUGUACAGAAAUGUAUUGGUAGUGCAACAUUUUAUAUUAAAAUACAAACUGAUA